Messenger RNA from Carica papaya (papaya), 6829 nucleotides. The record is from RefSeq and is a predicted model, not a curated record. Lineage: Eukaryota; Viridiplantae; Streptophyta; Magnoliopsida; Brassicales; Caricaceae.
CAGUUGAUGGGCGCAAAAUACUAAGAGACCUGCCUACUGCGCUCAUAAGGAGACCCGACGAAGGAAUGAAGGCAGAGCAACACAAACACUGAAAGGGCAGAAAUGCUGGUUCAGCUCCCUCGAUUGACCAACUCAUUGAGAGAGCCGUUCGACGUCGACGAUGCAUAUCUCCGCCGCAAAAACAUCCUUCAAAAUCAAGACAAGUCUCGCAAACAUGUAAACUCACUUGAUGAAUCAGAGCUUGCAAGGAAUAUAGUUCAUCGGUGGGAAGAAGCUUCUAUUGAAGUGCGGGAAGCAUACAAGCACUUUGUUGGGGCUAUAGUGGAGUUAAUUGACAAGGAAGUACCUUCUGAAGAGUUCCAUGAGGUGGCACUUACUUCAUACCGUCUUUUUUCCAGGCUAAGAGACGAGGAUGAUAUUGAUAGAAUUGUCACUGAGAAGAAGUCAGAAGUGCAAAAACUUAUUGGCCAUGCAGUUUUAGAUGCUAAUCUGAAAAAGGUUGCUUCUCUAGCAUGGGGACUUUCUAGUUUGCAACCUAGUGACCCCAAGGGUGCACUUGUUCCAGAGAGCUUUGUUAACGGGGGAAGUGAUGGUUUAGAAUUUGGUGCUGACUUUGUUUUCAAGCCACCAGCACGAUUCAUAGUUGAUAUUUCUCUGGAGGAUCAGGAAUUAAUAGAUGAGGAAGUCAAUGCACUAUCUUCUUCUCAUCAUGAAGGAUGGUAUGAUAAGGGUGACUCAAUAGAUUAUCAGCCUGCUUCUGAUGGAGGUAUUUUCAAUUUAAGUUGGUUAAGAGAUGCAUGUGACCGUAUCGUUAGAGAAAGUAAUUCACAGCUUUCUCAAGAUGAAUUGGCAAUGGCUAUAUGUCGAGUACUCGAUUCAGAAAAACCAGGGGAAGAGAUUGCUGGUGAUUUGUUAGACCUUGUUGGAGAUAGUGCAUUUGAAACUGUUCAAGACCUUAUAUCGCAUCGGAAGGAUCUUGUUGAUGCAUUUCGUCAUGGAUUGUUGGUACUUAAAUCUGACAAAGCGUCUACAACAUCCCAAUCACGGAUGCCUAGUUAUGGCACUCAGGUUACUGUACAAACAGAAUCUGAACGGCAAAUUGACAAGCUUCGACGCAAGGAGGAAAAGCGACAUAGGCGUGGAACUGACUACGGGGCAGAGAAUGAAAUAUCAGCUGCCAAAUUUUCUUCUUUACUUCAAGCGAGUGAGAGGAAAAAUCUGCUGGACGAUUUGAUUGGAUCUGGUGAGGGAUCCCAUUCAUUUGCAGUUACUGCUCUUCCCCAAGGUACUGUCAGGAAGCAUUAUAAGGGAUAUGAAGAGGUCAUUAUCCCACCAACACCAGCUGCGCAAAUGAAACCUGGUGAAAAGUUGGUAUGUCUUAAUUUGUUAUGUUAGGUCGCUUUUGUGAGCUAUUACUGACAUGCUGUUAAAAUUGAUGUCUAACCACGUGAUCAAAAAGAAAAGCUGCAAUUUCAACCGUUGCAUGUAACUAGGAUUGAAUUGUUUCCUUGGCUCUCUUUGAGCAAGGGCUCCUGGAACGUAGCUUAUCUAAAAAUUCUUUUGCAGAUUGGACAGCAUUUCAAGGAUGGUUUCUUGCAUAAGAAUGAGUUUAAGAUAGUUUAUGUUGCGCCGAUGAAGGCAUUGGCUGCGGAGGUUACAUCAACAUUUAGCCAUCGUUUAUCUCCAUUGAAUAUGACUGUGAGAGAACUUACUGGAGACAUGCAACUCUCUAAGAGUGAACUUGAGGAAACCCAGAUGAUAGUUACAACACCUGAGAAAUGGGAUGUCAUUACUCGCAAAAGCAGUGACAUGUCACUGUCAAUGCUUGUGAAGCUUUUGAUUAUUGAUGAAGUGCAUCUUCUGAAUGAUGACAGAGGCCCAGUAAUUGAGGCACUAGUAGCUAGGACACUUCGUCAGGUGGAGUCAACACAGACAAUGAUACGAAUUGUAGGCCUCUCAGCCACUUUACCCAAUUAUUUGGAGGUUGCACAAUUUCUCAGGGUGAAUCCAGAGACAGGCCUCUUCUUCUUUGAUUCUAGCUACCGUCCGGUGCCUCUGGCACAACAGUAUAUUGGAAUUAGUGAACAGAACUUUUCUGUGAGAAAUGAGUUGUUAAAUGAGAUAUGCUAUAAAAAGGUAGUGGAUUCCCUUAGGCAAGGUCAUCAGGCAAUGGUAUUUGUUCAUUCUCGAAAGGAUACUGCUAAAACAGCUGAGAAAUUGGUUGAACUUGCUCGCAAGCAUGAGGAUCUGGAGCUUUUUAGGACUGAUAACCAUCCACAGUUUGCUUUAACCAAGAGGGAAGUCGUAAAGUCUAGAAAUAAAGAUCUUGUCGAACUGUUUGAAAUGGGCAUUGGUGUUCAUCAUGCUGGGAUGUUGCGGGCCGAUAGAGGGCUUACUGAACGACUUUUCUCUGAUGGACUCUUGAAGGUGCUUGUUUGUACAGCAACUCUUGCUUGGGGUGUGAAUCUGCCGGCUCACACUGUUGUGAUUAAGGGAACCCAGUUAUAUGAUCCGAAGGCUGGUGGGUGGCGGGACCUUGGCAUGCUGGAUGUCAUGCAGAUCUUUGGAAGGGCUGGGAGACCUCAGUUUGACAAAAGUGGCGAAGGCAUCAUAAUCACUUCACAUGACAAACUGGCAUAUUAUCUACGACUCCUAACAAGUCAACUCCCCAUAGAAAGUCAGUUCAUUAGCUCCUUGAAAGAUAAUUUAAAUGCAGAGGUGGCCUUGGGUACUGUGACCAAUGUGAAGGAAGCUUGUGCUUGGCUUGGUUAUACCUAUCUCUUUAUCAGGAUGAGGUUAAAUCCUUUGGCGUAUGGAAUUGGUUGGGAUGAGAUAAUUGCUGAUCCAACUUUGGGUUCAAAGCAAAGAGCUCUUGUAACUGAUGCUGCACGUGCUCUAGACAAAGCCAAAAUGAUGCGGUUUGAUGAGAAAAGUGGAAACUUUUACUGUACAGAGUUGGGUCGGAUUGCAAGUCACUUUUAUAUUCAAUAUUCUACUGUUGAAACUUACAAUGAAAUGUUGAGACGGCAUAUGAAUGACAGUGAGGUAAUUGAAAUGGUUGCUCAUUCUUCUGAAUUUGAAAAUAUUGUUGUUCGAGAAGAGGAGCAGAAUGAGCUUGAGAUGCUCGCACGCACGUCAUGCCCUUUAGAAAUCAAGGGUGGUCCGUCAAACAAACAUGGGAAAAUUUCAAUUCUUAUUCAGCUGUAUAUAUCUCGCGGAUCCAUUGAUACCUUCUCGUUGGUCUCUGAUGCUGCAUAUAUAAGUGCUAGUUUGGCACGUAUCAUGCGUGCUCUAUUUGAAAUUUGCUUGCGCAAAGGCUGGUGCGAGAUGUCUUUGUUCAUGUUGGAGUACUGCAAGGCUGUAGAUCGUCAAAUUUGGCCCCAUCAGCAUCCCCUUAGACAAUUUAACAAAGACCUUUCCGCUGAGAUAAUGAGAAAGCUUGAAGAACGGGGGGUUGACUUAGACCGCCUGCAGGAGAUGGAGGAGAAAGACAUUGGAGCUCUGAUUCGUUAUGCACCCGGGGGAAGGUUGGUUAAGCAAUAUUUAGGAUAUUUCCCUUCUAUCCAUUUGUCAGCUACUGUAAGUCCAAUCACCAGGACUGUUUUGAAGAUAGAUUUACUUAUAACUCCAGACUUCAUAUGGAAGGAUCGUUUCCACGGUGCUGCACAGCGUUGGUGGAUUUUAGUUGAGGAUUCUGAGAAUGAUUACAUUUAUCACUCGGAGCUUUUUACACUGACCAAGAGGAUGGCUAGAGGGGAAGCUCAGAAGCUUUCUUUCACUGUACCAAUAUUUGAACCACAUCCUCCACAGUACUAUAUUCGGGCUGUUUCUGAUUCUUGGUUGCAUGCAGAGGCUUUUUACACCAUUUCUUUCCAGAACCUGGCACUACCAGAGGCUUGCACUUCGCACACAGAACUUCUAGAUCUAAAGCCUCUUCCUGUGACUUCAUUCGGCAAUGGUGUUUAUGAAUCCUUGUACAACUUCUCCCAUUUCAAUCCUAUACAAACUCAGAUUUUUCAUGUCCUGUAUCACACAGACAAUAAUGUCCUGUUAGGAGCUCCAACUGGAAGUGGUAAAACUAUAUCAGCUGAGCUGGCUAUGUUACGUCUUUUCAAUACUCAGCCAGACAUGAAGGUUAUUUACAUAGCACCAUUAAAAGCUAUUGUUCGGGAAAGAAUGAGUGAUUGGAGAAAAAGACUUGUCUCUCUGCUGGGAAAAGAGAUGGUUGAAAUGACUGGAGAUUAUACUCCAGAUUUGAUGGCUCUCUUGUCAGCAGAUAUCAUUAUAUCUACUCCAGAGAAGUGGGAUGGUAUUAGCCGUAACUGGCACAGCAGAAGCUAUGUUACCAAGGUCGGCCUCAUGAUUUUGGAUGAGAUUCACUUACUAGGAGCUGAUCGAGGACCCAUUCUUGAGGUUAUUGUUUCAAGGAUGAGAUAUAUAUCAUCACAAACAGAACGUCCAGUACGAUUUGUAGGUCUUUCUACCGCAUUAGCAAAUGCAAGUGAUUUGGCUGACUGGUUGGGUGUUGGAGAUAUAGGACUCUUCAAUUUCAAGCCAAGUGUAAGGCCUGUGCCGCUUGAAGUUCAUAUCCAGGGAUAUCCAGGAAAAUAUUACUGCCCGAGGAUGAAUAGCAUGAAUAAGCCAGCAUAUGCUGCAAUAUCCACCCAUUCACCUACAAAACCAGUUCUCAUAUUUGUUUCAUCACGUCGUCAAACAAGGCUUACUGCAUUAGACCUAAUUCAAUUUGCAGCUUCAGAUGAACAUUCACAUCAGUUUCUUAGCAUGCCAGAAGCAGACUUGCAGAUGGUUCUUUCCCAGGUCACUGAUCAGAACUUAAGGCACACCUUGCAAUUCGGCGUUGGCUUGCAUCAUGCUGGCCUGAAUGAUAAAGAUCGAUCUCUAGUUGAAGAACUCUUUGCCAACAACAAGAUUCAGGUGUUGGUUUGCACAAGUACAUUGGCAUGGGGUGUAAACCUUCCAGCUCAUCUUGUUAUUAUAAAGGGAACUGAAUAUUAUGACGGAAAAACAAAAAGAUAUGUUGAUUUCCCAAUUACCGAUAUCUUGCAAAUGAUGGGUCGUGCAGGUCGCCCACAAUAUGAUCAACAUGGGAAAGCAGUUAUUCUUGUUCAUGAACCCAAGAAAAGCUUCUACAAGAAGUUUCUAUAUGAACCAUUCCCAGUCGAGAGUAGUCUUAGAGAUCAAUUAAAUGAUCAUAUCAAUGCAGAAAUUGUUUCUGGCACAAUCUCCCAUAAAGAAGAUGCAGUCCAUUAUCUUACCUGGACCUACUUAUACCGUAGACUGAUGGUUAAUCCAGCAUACUACGGAUUAGACAACACAGAAGAGGAAAUUCUGUCUUCAUACUUGUCUAGAUUGGUGCAACACACAUUUGAGGAUCUAGAAGACAGUGGAUGCAUCAAAAUAAAUGAAGAGAGUGUUGAGCCUACGAUGCUGGGUACAAUAGCAUCACAGUAUUAUCUUAGCUACAUGACUGUGUCAAUGUUUGGAUCAAACAUUGGCCCAGAUACACCCCUUGAAGCAUUUUUACACAUUCUAUCUGGUGCAUGCGAGUUUGAUGAACUUCCUGUCCGGCAUAAUGAGGAAAACUACAAUAAAGCAUUAUCUGAGAAAGUUAGAUAUAUGGUGGAUGAGAAUCGCCUUGAUGAUCCUCAUGUUAAAGCAAAUCUCUUAUUUCAGGCAUAUUUCUCUCAGUUAGAGUUACCAAUCAGUGACUAUAUAACGGAUCUGAAGUCAGUGUUAGAUCAAAGUAUUCGCAUCAUCCAAGCAAUGAUAGAUAUAUGUGCUAAUAGUGGAUGGCUUUCGAGCUCAAUUACAUGCAUGCAUCUUUUGCAAAUGAUAAUGCAGGGUAUGUGGUUUGAUCAGGGCUGCCUGUGGAUGUUGCCAUGCAUGAAUACUGAUCUCAUAAGCCUGCUAAGCAAAAGAGGAAUUUACACUGUGCAGCAACUAUUGGAUCUUCCUAGAGGAACUUUGCAGUCUGUGAUUGGAAACUUCCCUGCUUCAAGAGUCUAUCAGUCAGAAAAGCAAAUCUCUGAAGUACCAUCCGUAGUUUCUGAUUCUACUGCUGUUAAAGGUUGUGCAGCCAAAUCCACAACAUUACUGGCUUUUGCCCCUCGAUUUCCAAAGAUAAAAAACGAAGCAUGGUGGUUGAUUCUUGGCAAUACCUACACCUCUGAACUAUAUGCUUUAAAAAGAGUUUCUUUCACAGACCGCUUAGUUACCCACAUGGAGCUCCCAUCUGGGACAACUACUUUCCAGGGAAUAAAGCUGAUUUUAGUUUCUGAUUGCUAUAUCGGUUUCGAGCAAGAACACUCCAUCGAGGAACUUACUGGAUGUUAGCAGCUGGAACCAAUGUUGUGAACACAACUGGAUGUUUCGGAUUGUAGCGCAGUCAAGAAUCUUUAGUUUUGUAAUUCAGCUUGCUCUCUCUCGGAGAGAAUUGGUUUUUGAAUUGUCUUCACAGCCAGAAUUGACUGAUCUUGACAACAAAACAAAGCCUCUCAUAAUUUGUGGAUUAGAACUAAUAAUGUAAGCGCUUUAGUUAUUACAAUGGGUGUCGAUGAGUUUCAUUAUCUCUAUGGUUCUUGAUUGUGUAGUCUACCAAAACUUGGCAGAUUGGAUCUGAGAAUUACUUGAUAAUAGUUUUGGAAUGUUAUAUUUUUGCUGCAACCUAUAAUGAUCUGCCCGCAUUUGCAGCAUGGCGUAGUCAGAUUCCAUAUGCCACUCCAGCUGUUUUUAGUUUUUUAUGGUCCUUGGAUGUGUUUGUGACAGUGCUGGAAUUCAAUGAUCUUUUGAUUUUACUUGGAUUAUUAUA